Messenger RNA from Colletotrichum phormii, 770 nucleotides. RefSeq lists its product as uncharacterized. The transcript has a single exon. Lineage: Eukaryota; Fungi; Ascomycota; Sordariomycetes; Glomerellales; Glomerellaceae. The coding region runs from base 96 to 689 and encodes 197 amino acids. The record is from RefSeq and is a predicted model, not a curated record.
GUGAAUGCUAAACGAGGAGAGGCAGCGAACUUUCGCAGGCCUUGUGCUUCACUCGGCCGUUCUUGGAUUUGUGCAGGAGUCAUGUAUAAGGCGUGAUGGGACGAGGGGAUCAAGGCUAUUGGCCAGACAUACAAAUUAUGCGAGUUCGAACGAGAGGACGAUCGAUCUUACGAGCUUGGAGCGAAAGCGACGCCAAAGUUUCGACCAGCGAACGGGAGAAGAAAACGAAAGCGACCAGAACGAGCAGACCAAAUUGGUUCCAAAGAAUUAAGAUAAAAAACCACUCACAGCAUGAACGUAAAGAGCGUCGUUGUAGGGUCCAUGAUGGGAAGCUAGAAAAAAGGCGAAAGCCCGAGUCAAAUAGGGUCGCGGGGUGUAAGUCUCAAUUGAUGGAAUGUUUGUCCCGCUGCGCCGCGUAUGUUGGUACGGGUAAAGCUGGGGAGGCUUGGAGCUGCACGUUGGCCCGGCCGGCGUGGUGUAAGUCGACUUGGCCCGCGUUGGUUGGGAUACCACAGUCUAAUUCGAUAUCAAUGAAACGCCAGGAGCAGUCCCAUUCUGUCUGGAUAGACGCAGAGCAGCACCGGGUUGAGGACAGGCGAGUCAGAUUUGAAAUUGAGGGACAGGGUGGGCGGCCAAUGGAGGGGACCGGAUGCGCGAGGAAGCGCCGUGUUGGUGAUCUGGAAGGGUGAAGUCGAUCGCUGACUGGCGAGCGCUUAGAGAAACAAGCGGACGGGACCUGGGCAUGCAGAGCAAAGACGGCAAAGCAGGUA